Messenger RNA from Lodderomyces beijingensis, 1641 nucleotides. The record is from the annotation of a GenBank genome assembly. Lineage: Eukaryota; Fungi; Ascomycota; Pichiomycetes; Serinales; Debaryomycetaceae.
AUGGCAGCACAGGGGAUGCCGGACUUGUCCAAUGCCAUUGUGGCUCAAGAUGAAAUGGGCAGACCAUUCAUCAUUGUGAGAGACCAAGGUAAAAAGCAGAGGAAACAUGGCGUCGAAGCCACCAAAUCUCACAUCUUGGCAGCUAGAUCCGUGGCCAGUAUCGUCAAGACUUCCUUGGGACCCAGGGGGCUUGACAAGAUCUUGAUCAGUCCGGAUGGAGAUAUAACCAUCACCAACGACGGCGCCACCAUUUUGUCGCAAAUGGAUUUGGACAAUCAAAUUGCCAAGCUAUUAGUUGAGUUGUCCAAGUCGCAGGACGAUGAAAUCGGCGAUGGUACCACGGGAGUCGUUGUUUUGGCUAGCGCAUUGUUGGACCAGGCUUUAGAGUUGAUUGAAAAGGGAAUACACCCCAUCAAGAUUGCCAAUGGGUUCGACGAGGCGUGCAAGAUUGCCGUGGAGCAGUUGGACAGAGUAGCCGAUGCAUUGACGAUCUCGGAUAAAUGCAACUUGUUGAAAGCUGCAAAGACUUCGUUGGGCUCAAAGAUUGUUUCUAAAGCACACGAUCAGUUUGCCAAUAUGGCGGUGGACGCUGUUACCGACGUUGCCGACUUUGACAGAAAAGAUGUCGAUUUCGAGUUGAUCAAGGUUGAAAAGAAAGUCGGUGGAUCCAUCGAAGACUCGGAGCUCAUCAAAGGUGUGCUAUUAGAAAAAGACUGGAGUCAUCCCCAAAUGCCCAAAGUGGUCAGGGACUGCAGAAUUGCCAUUUUGACGUGUCCGUUUGAGCCACCAAAGCCCAAGACAAAGCACAAGUUGGACAUCUCCAACGUGGAGGAGUUCAAAGCGUUGCAAGAAUACGAGCAAAUGAAGUUUCAGCAGAUGAUAGAUCUAGUCAAGGCUUCAGGGGCAAAUGUGGUUGCUUGCCAGUGGGGGUUUGACGACGAGGCCAACCACUUGUUAUUGGCCAAUGGGUUGAAUGCCAUCAGGUGGAUAGGCGGCUCCGAGCUCGAACUACUUGCUAUAGCUACCAAUGGUCGUAUUGUGCCUCGAUUUGAAGACUUGAGCCCCGAGAAAUUGGGCAAAGCUGGCCUUAUUAGAGAGUUGGAGUUUGGAACUACAAAGGACCGUAUGUUGGUGAUUGAGGAGUGCUCAAACACCAAAGCAGUCACCUGUUUCAUCAGAGGUUCCAACGAGAUGAUUGUGGCCGAGGCCGUGAGGGCUCUCCACGACUCCUUAUGCGUGGUUAGAAACCUCAUCAGAGACAACAGGGUCGUUUAUGGAGGCGGUGCAGCCGAAUUGACGUGCUCGCUCGCGGUGUCUGAGGCCGCCGACAAGCAAAAGGGCAUCGACCAGUAUGCAUUCCGAGCAUUUGCAGCCGCCUUGGAUACCAUCCCCUUGACCCUAGCUGAGAACUCUGGGUUAGACCCAAUUGAAACAUUGAGCAACUUGAAAGCUAAACAAGCGCACGAAAACAACUCGCAUUUGGGUGUCGACUGUCUAGGUAAGGGCACCAACGACAUGAGAGAACUAUUUGUCAUUGAUCCGUUGAUUGGCAAGAAACAACAAUUGUACUUGGCUACGCAAUUGACAAGGAUGAUUUUGAAAAUCAACGAUGUUAUAAUCAGUGGCGCUGACGAUUAUUAG